AUGCUGAAGGGCAAAUGGUGCCUGGUGACGGGUGCCGGCCGCGGCAUCGGCCGGUCGAUCGCCCUCGCCCUCGCCAGGGAGGGCGGGUCCCUGGCGCUGGCAGCGCGAUCCCGCGACCAGCUGGAAUCCGUGGCCGAGGAGUGCAGGGCGGCGGGCGCGGGGCAGGUGGAGGUUCACACAGCCGACCUGUCGGACGGCAAGGCGGUGGACGCGCUGGCGGAGGGGCUAGUGGCCAGGCACGGCGGCGUGGCGGUGCUGGUGAACAAUGCAGGGAUUGCCGGGCCGGGAAUGUCGCCGCUGGCUGGAGAUCCGGAUGAGUGGGAGAAGUUACUGAUGCUGAAUCUCAUGGCUGCGAUGAGGCUGACGCGGCGGCUGGCACCGGGCAUGGUGGAGCGCAAUGAAGGGACGAUCAUAAACAUCUCUUCAAUCUUGGGCCUUGAGAAUGAUCAGUACAGUGGAGUCUACUCAGCAUCAAAAUUUGGCCUGCGUGGCUGGUCGCUGUCUUGCCAUGAAACGCUAAGAAGGAGCAACGUGAAAGUUGUCUUGAUCAAUCCUGGAUGGACAGACACCCCAUUGGUUUGGAAGAUACCAGGCGCAGUCCGUGCGGAUAUGAUCACUCCAGAGGAUGUUGCAGAGGCCUGUCUGCUGGCUCUGAAGACCAGCAGCAAGUGUGUCCCGACCGAGAUCACUCUCAGGAACGCCUUGAAUUGUGUCAGUGCUCUGCACGAUCCCACGGAGCUGCUGAUGGAAAGGAUGGCCUCUCAGUAA
This is a messenger RNA of Ostreobium quekettii, 768 nucleotides long. Lineage: Eukaryota; Viridiplantae; Chlorophyta; Ulvophyceae; Bryopsidales; Ostreobiaceae. The record is from the annotation of a GenBank genome assembly.